AUGUGUAUAUCCAUGCCAUCUUCAAGGCAGCUACAGAUACUAAGCAUUGUUUGUAAAACCACAGAUCUAAGGUUUCCUGUGAAUGUGAAUGCAUCAGUAAUCAAACACAUCAAAACCUAUGUGCAGAAAUCACCCAAUGCUCCACCAUUGAGUCUUGGUUUUUGGAAUGGUGACAUAGAUUUGUGCUACAAAGAUGGAGCCAUUCCUUACAACAUAUUUCCAUUUGUAGCCUUAGAGUUUGCUGAGAAUGAUCAACAGUCUUUCAAAAUCAUUGUAGCUCCACAGCAAUACAUUAAAUCUGUUGGUAAAAAAGAUGACAACAACCCAGAUGAAAUAUGUUUCAAGCUUGGUAUUGCAAACUCCACAUCAGGCACAGUGAUUGGAGCCGUGAUAAUGGAGGGGUUUUACGUGAUUUUUGAUCGACAGAACAACAGAAUUGGGUUUUCAGAUACAACAUGUCCUGCAGUGGCCCAGAUGUACAACAAGUCACAUGUGUCUGGGCCUCACAAAUUUUCAGGUUCAAUUGAAAACUGUGCCUAUGCCAAACCAGAGAAGUCCAACCAAACCCUGGUGAUUGUGGCGUACGUAUUAGCGGGGAUCUGUGGAGCCUGUAUUCUGCCUUUGUUUAUUCUCUUUAUUCAGUAUCAAUGGCGGACAUCAAAGUGUUACGAGAAAAUGAAGAGACAGAAUUCUGAUGGAGACUCCAAUGACUUAAUUGACGAACCAAACUUUAUGCAUGAUUCUUAGAUGAUUUUUGAUGUGGUAGUGUCUACUAGUGAUCGGGGUUAAAUUUAUCUAUGGUAGAUUAUUACUAGAUAUUCUUUGACUGUUGAAUAAUUACUUUCAGAAUUCUAGUGGGAAGUGUUUACUUUAAUUUUAGUUAAAAGUUAUUAUUAUUCUCUGUGUUAAUCAUGAGUAUGUCCAUGCCAUCUUUAAGGUCUGUAUAGAAAUUCGUAAUCUUCAUAUUUGUAGAUACUUGACACUGUAAUCAAAAUUUCAAUUCAUGUAGGCUAUUGUAUAAGGCAUAAUAUGGUUGUUUAAUUUAAAAAAAAUAUAGUUUGACUA
This is a messenger RNA of Saccostrea cuccullata (small rock oyster), 1065 nucleotides long. Its product is annotated as beta-secretase 1-like. The transcript has 8 exons. Gene Ontology annotation, biological process: membrane protein ectodomain proteolysis; amyloid-beta metabolic process. Gene Ontology annotation, molecular function: aspartic-type endopeptidase activity. Gene Ontology annotation, cellular component: plasma membrane; endosome; trans-Golgi network. Lineage: Eukaryota; Metazoa; Mollusca; Bivalvia; Ostreida; Ostreidae. The record is from RefSeq and is a predicted model, not a curated record. The coding region runs from base 1 to 747 and encodes 248 amino acids.